AUGCCGGAAACUAGUUCGAGCAACAACACAGCAGCUGGUGGAUCACCAAUAACUUUACUGCCAACACAACCCAUUGCAGAUUUUGUCCCAAAUGUCGAUAAGUGGCAAUUGUGGCAUGAAAGAGCACUCACAAAAACGGAAAUUAAUUAUAGUACGUUAGAGAAAGAAGCCCUCGCGAUCAUAUUUUGUGUGACAAAGUUGCGUCAAUAUUUAUUGGGCAACUACUUUACUUUGAAAACAGACCAUAAGCCGUUGUUAACUAUUUUUGGCGAAUACAAAGGUCUGCCACUGAUGGCUUCUGCUCGUUUGCAGCGCUGGGCCUUAAUCCUUUCUGGAUUCAACUAUUCCGUAGAACAUGUUAAGGGAACAUUGAAUGAUGCGGAUAAUUUAUCUAGAAUGCCACAAGUACCGCUAGUUGAAGACUAUGUCGAAUGUAAUUACAUUAAUUUGAUUGAAAAGGAGAAUGUGUUUGAUUUUAAUUUUAAGAAAAUUGCUAAGGAGACAAGACGUGACCCCAUAUUGUCGAAAGUUGCUAGCGCUAUUAACAUGGGCACGGUACAUCAAUUAAAAGGUGAUGAAUUUAAACCUUACCGGGAUAAGGGAGAUGAAUUGUCGGUCGAAUAUGACUGUGUACUUUGGGGAUAUCGCUCAGUAGUUCCCGCGAAGUUGCGAAAAUCAAUAUUAGAGAGCUUGCAUAAUUCUCAUUUUGGUAUCGUCAAGACUAAAGCCUUGGCUCGUUCUUAUAUUUGGUGGCCGGCAAUCGAUAAGGAUAUAGAAAUUCUUAUCAAAAAUUGUAGACCAUGUCAAGAACUACUACCGAGUCCUGAAAAAAGUGUUUUAAUACCUUGGAGUCCAACAGAAUCUGUUUGGAGUCGUCUUCAUAUUGACUUUGCAGGACCUAUUAAGAAUAAGUAUUUGUUGAUUGUGAUUGAUUCAUUAUCGAAAUGGGUUGAAGUCUACAUAACUAAUGAGAUAACAUCGCGUUUUACAGUCAAUAAGCUCAGAGAAUUGUUUAGUAGAUUUGGUUUAGUUAAUACCAUUGUAAGUGAUAAUGGACGUCAGUUUGUUUCACAUGAAUUUAAAACUUUUUUGAAAAUGAAUAAUAUUAAGCACAUUUUGACAGCUCCUGGACAUCCGUCCACUAAUGGUCAAGCGGAGAAUAUUUUUUUAAUUGAUUACCGCAAUACUCCACAUUGCUCAACUGGCGAAUCGCCAGCAAAACUUCUUCUUGGUCGCUCACUUAAAACUCGUUUCGAUAUUUUAAGACCUCCUUUGGUGAAGGAGAAAAUAAAGGAGUGUCAAGAAAAAAGUGUCCUUCUUCACAAAGGAAAGCGUAGUUUUCAAUUUUCUGAAGGUGAAAAAGUUUUGAUCAGAAAUUAUAAAGAUUGCAAUAAACCAAGCUGGUCACCAGCUACAGUUAAACAAAAAUUGGGAGAACAAAAUUAUUUGUGUAUUAUGUCAGACAACAACCGGGAAAUAAAAAGACAUUUAGAUCAAAUCCGUAGUUUGGACGAAAAUGAUCCACAAUACACCAAUAAUUUUGAUAAUUCUAAACGAGAGAAUGUGUUGUCUGAAACAAACAACGAAAACAACAAUGAUGCAAGUCUUCCACCAAUUAAUGUCAAAAAUGAGAAUGGAGAGGUAGUGUGUGAAGAUACAUCAAAUAGAAACUUAAGACCUAGAAGAGAUGGUAAGGUAGUUAAAUCAAGUUUAGCAUUUUCAGAUGUUGAAAAAUAA
Lucilia sericata (common green bottle fly) is the source of this 1737-nucleotide messenger RNA. RefSeq lists its product as uncharacterized. Bases 1 to 1737 code for a protein of 578 amino acids. The transcript has 3 exons. Gene Ontology annotation, molecular function: nucleic acid binding. Lineage: Eukaryota; Metazoa; Arthropoda; Insecta; Diptera; Calliphoridae. The record is from RefSeq and is a predicted model, not a curated record. Gene Ontology annotation, biological process: DNA integration.